Molecule: messenger RNA, 879 nt
Organism: Arxiozyma heterogenica
Lineage: Eukaryota; Fungi; Ascomycota; Saccharomycetes; Saccharomycetales; Saccharomycetaceae
Gene: NIF3
Exons: 1
Coding region: 1-879 (292 amino acids)
Cellular component (GO): cytoplasm; mitochondrion
Source: RefSeq, a predicted model, not a curated record
AUGGCCUCACGAGCAUUAACAAGAACUCAAUUAAACAGUAUUUUAAAGACUUUUGUAUCACAUUACCCUGAGAAUUUUGCAGACAAAGCCUGGGAUAAUACGGGUCUACUAAUCAAUUGUUCUGUUGCAGAUGACAACUUAAGACCAGCAGUGAAACCAAAGAUUUUGCUUACUGUCGAUUUGACUAACGCGGUAGCCCAGGAAGCUGUUGACAAUGAUUGCAAUUUGGUUAUUGCGUACCAUCCAUUCAUUUUCCCUUCAUGGAAGUUUUUAGAUCCUGUUAGGAAUACACAACAUAAAUCAGCUAUUCAGUUAAUUCAAAAUUUCAUCUCUGUUUAUUCUCCACAUACAGCCAUGGAUGCGGCUAAAGGUGGAAUAAACGAUUGGAUGGCAUUAGGGUUAGUGAAAAACGAGUUUACUUUGAUAGAUAAAAUUGUCUCCAUUGAAAAAGUGGCAUCGUUGCCACAGGAUGAAUCUGUUGGAUACGGCAGAAUUGUCACUUUAAAGGACCCGCUUAAUCUAAGCACUCUGAUUGAUAAUAUUAAACAAUCCUUGGGCAUCAAAGAUUUACAGAUAGCGUCUCCAUUUGGCGAUCCAUCACACCAUAAUUAUGUGAAAAAGAUAGCAUUAUGCGCCGGUAGUGGUAGUAGUGUGUUUAAAUCCAUACCUGAUUGGAAGGAUAUUGAUGUGUUUUAUACAGGAGAAAUGUCACAUCAUGAAUUAUUGAAGAUUAAAGAGAUGGGCAAGACGUGUAUUGUAUGCAAUCAUUCAAAUACAGAACGUGGCUACCUAAAAGAUGUUCUUGCUGGUAAAUUAGCCAGUGAGGGAUUUGAAUGUAUUAUCAGUGAGGCAGAUCAAGAUCCAUUGAGAACUGUAUAA